This is a messenger RNA of Cinara cedri, 27610 nucleotides long. The record is from the annotation of a GenBank genome assembly. Lineage: Eukaryota; Metazoa; Arthropoda; Insecta; Hemiptera; Aphididae.
CAACUGCAACGCGCGCGCGCGCUCGCACACACGCACGCAGACAAGUCGUUUCGCAUUUGGUUUUUUUUUUUUUUUGCGUUUUUGUGUUUUCUCCGCCGUCGCCGUGUGUAUUUCUCUUUUCAGAGACCGUUCAGUCGUCGAACGUCGCGCGUUAUACGCGGUUAUAACAAUCGUCUUACCGUAUCGUAUACGUACCUAUAUAUUAUUAUUAUAUAUAUACACGCUCGUGUUAUAUAAAACGGAAAUACAUUUCGUUUUGUCGAUUUUAUUUUUUAUUUUUUUUUUUUAUCUGUUCCCCUCUUCCCCCUCCCCCUUCUGCCCGCCAACAGGUGGUGUACGUCUAUUAUUAUUAGUAUAAACUAUUUCUCUCUCUCUCUCUCUCUCUUUCUCUCGAUCUCUCUCACUCUCCGUCGAGAAUAAUAAAAAUAAAAAAAAAAACCGUGAAAAUAAUAGUGUCGCGAAUUUGUCGGUGACGUCACGAGCUACAUAGGCGUGGAAAACAGCCGCAGACCGUUGUUUCGACGGUAGCACUAAUCCAGUGCAGUCGUUUGUCCGUCGCCGGAUGCUGCACCCGUGAACUCUUCGCUCCGCAGACGGAAUAAUAAUACCUAUACAUACCUAGGCACUCGACUUAUACACACACACACACACACACACACAUAUAUAAUCCAUCAUAACAUUGCGGGACAGCGCGUUGUUAUUAUGUUCGUUUCAACAUUGCGGCUCGUCCUCAAGGUACGUAUAUUCAUCCAAGAAAAACCGUCAUAUUACCUACUAUAUGCUGCGUUGUAUUUUACUACUUACGCCGCAAUAUUGUACGAACGAUAUUAUGUCGUAGGUACAGGAACCCCCCAGUGGUACACGCAUCACGUCGCGGUGUAAUAUUAUUUUGUACGCUGUACGUAUUAUAUACGUAUAUAGCACAUAGCUAUAGAAUCGUGGCUGUAUAUUAUAACGCCGGAGUGUAAUAUUUUUGUGUUUAAUUUUUUUUAUUAUUAUUUUUUUUUUUUCACGACAUCGUUUAGACAUUGUCUAACAUCUAAUUAUUGGCACCUAUUCUAAUAUAAUAAUAUAUAAUUUAUGUAUAAUAUAGGUAUAUUUGACUUAGGUAAGAGUAUAUAGAAUCGAUCGCCGCUGGUUUCAGUCGGGAAUCCGUAUUAAAACAAUAUUAUUACCUAUAUUUUUUUAAAUAUAAUAUGUGUUAGAAUAGGUAUCGUACGGCGUAAUAUUACCUAGAUUAUAAAAAUAUUCGUUUUGUGUCAAUGAACUAAAUACGGGUAGAUAUAUACGUCUGCAGCAGUAUUAUUAUAGGUACCUAUGCUACAGCGGCUAUUAGGAGAUUGCAACAUAAAAUAAUAUAAUAUUCCUUUCACCGCCAAGACCAGCGAAAUAUCACAGAUACCUACAAAAUUAUACACCUCUUAGUCACCGUCGUAUCUACUUAGGUACCUGUAUUACAAGUAUACCUACGGAGUAAAUAUAAUAAUCGAAAUCGCCCGUCCGCCGUCCAUAAUAUUUAUCCGCGAUGCCGAAAUCGGUCAAAUAUCGCAAUGCAAUAUGCACGGGGAACAGCUGUGGCACGCCGCGCCACAAGUUCGUCCGGAGACUUUAACGGUACCUGCCUGAAUGCCAGCGAAUAUUUCUCGUCGAGUUUUCCGACCGAUUUGUUUACUGUAAUGAUUUAUCUUGCAAUUGACCUCAUCUUUCAGAAUAAUGACUACGUUGUCUAUAUCAAAGUCGCCUCUUGGCUUUUUCCUAUAUAUUCCGUGUUAUAAGGUUUUUCGUAUACAUUUACAUUUCUAGACGCAUGGUUUUCUCCGUGUAUAAUGGAUAAUAAUUAAUAAUAUUUAAAAUAGGCGCAAUAAUUUACUAAUUUGAAUUAAAGCCCGGUUCCUCCUUCCUCUUUCACCGUCUAAAAUCAAUCUAUAAGCUUUGUUGGUAACUAUGACACACAUGGAACCGUAUAAAUCAAGUCAAAUAAAAAUCGGGGUGCCAUACUGAUAAUUUAAACAACAUCCUUGAAAAGUCAUCCCUGCUUUCGCCAAUUUUUAAAUUUCCUUUAUGCUGAUUUAAUAUUCAAAUAUUGUAAAACGUGAACAAAAAAAAAAAAAAAAAAAACAUAAUAACACUAGGUAUAUUAUACAGGUUUAGGGUCGGCACUUUGUAUUGCUUGUCAUUCGGGGACAGUGGGAGAAGCUAGGGCUCCCUAAAGUCUCAUUUUAACAAACUACCCGCUAGUUGCACCACUAGCUAGCGCGGUUUUAUCGUUGGAUUAUGUAAAAUAUGUACAAAUAAACAAAGAGUCGCGACAAUAUUAUAAUAAUUUACAUACGUUAUUUAUGCAAAACGUGAUGUUGGACCUAAUAGCACAGAUCGCGCGGUGAAUAAUAUUAUAUAUAAUCGUGAUUAUUUUUUAUUUUUUUUAAUUAAUAAUAAAUAUACCUAUACAUAUACAUUAUAUUAUUAUAUCGUAAUCGUCGUCGUCGCCGUGUGUACGUGUACAGUGUACCUAUAUACCUAUAAUAUUAUAUACUCGCAUUCAUGUUGCAGGCGACGCGUAUUAUAAUAAUACCCAAUAAUAAUAAUAAUAAUAAUAAUAAUAAUAAUAAUAAAAUAAUAAUAAUAUAUAUAGUGAAAAACGUUCUGGAAUGUCAAAACGAUCCGCCGCGCGUUAGGUGUGGCAUUUUGAUGACCUUCGGUAUCCAUUAUUAUAUUAUUUUGUUAUUCAUAUAGGUAUCUAUAUAUCCUGUACCUAUAAUAUACGCACUCGUUCAUUCCGAGCCGUAUAAUGUACAGGUAUCUAAUAAUAUGUGAGCGUACAUGAUAAUAAUAUAAUAAUCGUAUAUAGACUAUGGUCUGUGACCCGCAGUUGUUACCAUCAUCAUGCCUAUCUAUAUAAUAAUAAUUAUACAAACAGAGCUAGAUCUGUUGGAGCUAGUGUGGUGGAUUGAUCCACUGUUUUAGGAGGAAAGUUGGAAGCAAAAGGAUAUAUUAUAUAGUAAUUAUAAGUAUCUGUAUACGCAACGAUUAACUAUUGCGAACGAAAAACGAUUCUGAGCAGCGUAUUUUUCUCCUAAUUUUCAAGGAAAAUCAGUAGUUUAUAUCUCACUUACACACAAACUAGAUCAAUAAGGCUAUACAAAAAAGUUCCUAUAGAGUCUUAAUCGGAGCACAAUUUUUGGUAGAAAUGUUGUUUACAGACAUAUAAAAAAAAAAUCACACAUAAAUGUAAAACCAAUACAUUCCUCGCUUCAUUGAGAAUCUAAAAGCAAUAUGAAGGCAGAGGUCCCGUGGGAAAUAAUUAGCUUACUGGGGUGGCGAUAAAAUAAUUAUUACCUUUAUAGGCGCAUUUUUCAUCAAGCCGGUGCUGAACAGUUGUCCAGAGGCGGAUUAACGGGUAAUAAUUUUGUAUUUCGGAUCAAAGAUUAAAUAGAAAUUAGAAUACAAUUUUAAAAAAUUUCGCAAGUCACACGUCGUAAAUAACAGACCAAAAAAAAAUAAUAAUAAUAAUAAGACCAAAGUGGAGAUAUCUCUUUAAUCUCCACCUUGAAAAUAUAGCUAUAUUUAUAAUAUAUGAUACGAUAUUAUAAUAUUAUGCACUAAUCGAUUCGAAUAUUAUAGCUAUAGGCUAUAGGUAAAUAAACCGCCUCUACAUACCUACCUAACGAUAGUUCGCGUUGAACGUGUAUACAUAUAUAUAUAUAUGUAGUAAGUUAUAUGUAUUUAGAUUGGUAUAUACGAGUUCAUUAUCAUAUUUCGUCCAGUAUGUCGAGGAUAAAUGGAAAUGUUUACCAAACGGCAACCUGCUAUAACACUAUGUCAAAUAAUAGUAGUGCGAUGCAGUUUAGUAGUAAAGUUGUAGAUUCUAAGGUUCCCAUACACACAAUAUACAGGGUGUUUCAAAAUGAUCCAUCCGAUUUUAGUAGAUUACACGUAAAUAUUGUUCCUGUAAUUUGUGGUAAACAGAGCACCGACAAUUUGAAAUGGUGAGGUUAUCGAGUUUUUAUCGGUUACCGAUAAGUUGCGAUAAAGUGCACUUUAGCCGAGUGACGUGAUUUAAUUAUUCAUUAUCGAAAUGUCGACCGAGCAACAAAAAGAGUUUUAUAUGUUCCGUUUCGAAAAGCGCGAAUCUUACCGGACCUUAAAAUCUAUGAUUUUUGCUUUGGGGUUACAUAAAAAGCAAUAUUUAUGUACCUCUCCUUCCAAAAGAUCUUGAUGAAUUUAAAAGUUGCAUUUCAGACGCCAUCAACUUGAUUAUAAUCAACAUGCCUCAACAGGUUUAUGAGAAAUUUUAAUAUCGCUUAGAUGUGUGUCGUGCAAGUAAGGGAGGUCAUAUUAAACAUUCGCAAAUAUGUCUAAAACUUAAUGCAAUCGACUAACUUGUAAAGCUUAUUAACCUAACCUGAUUAUUAAAAUUACAAUAAUAUAAUUUUUUGAAAUUAGAUGAAUUAUUUUGAAACGCACAGUAAUAUGAUUAUAUUAUACAGUGAAUACUAUAUUAGAUAUCUCAGGACUCUAAUUGGUUUGUUGAAUUAAUCAGUUAAUUAAAUCACAACUAAUAAAAAAUAAAACACAAAUAUUUACUUUCGUUUUUAGGUUCUGAGCGUAGCGAGGAAUGUGUGAUUGGUUUAACUAUAAUGAUGUGUGCUUUUUUAUUUUUUAUUUAUAUUUAUUUAUUUUUGUUUCUGUAAACCGUUUUUGUUGUAUUUUCGGAUUUUUAUUUUUUACGAACACCUAUAUUCCGUUUUUCGUCAAAAUUUGAACUUAAAACGUUUAAAAAUAAACAACUGCAUUACGCUCAACUUAUUAUUAUUAUUUUUUUUUAACACUAUACUAUAACGUACAAAUACAAUGCACUUUGUGUUAAAUUUUUAAGUAUUUCUGUAAAGUAAAAUUAUUUUAUCUAUUUUCUUACACAUACUAAAACAUAAAAACAAAAAAAAAUUUUAAAUGCCAAAUACCUAUAAAUAACUCAAAAAUUGUUACAAUAUUUUUAAAAUGUUUCAAUGUUUAGAAAAGGUUACCAUAAAUAUUCUGUGAAAGGUUUUCACGAUUAUUUUUAACAGAUUUUACAACAAGAAAACUAUAGCGAAAAUUAUGGAACCAAUAAUGCCAUAAGUUUUUCCCACGUUUUUUCCUAAUUAUGAAGAAAACCCCACGGGACAUAAAAUACAAAAUUUUCUUAUUCUUAGAGUAGAGAACAUUUGAUAUCAGAAAAUAUGCUGCUCUUGAAAUUUGGAGGACAAUUUUUUGUAGAAAACAAAAAUCGAAAACAUUUAAAAUUUAAAAUUUUGUUUACUUUUCCUUUACGUUUGUUUUUCGGUUUUUUUCAAUUAUUAAGAAAACUGCUCAGAAAAUCAAAAAAAUGACUUAAUGUAUCAACUAAAUGCAUCAAAAAAGGUUUCUUGUCAUCUUUUGGUUGAACUACGAUUUCUAGUAGAAAAGUGAUGUACAGACGAACAAAAAAUAGUAUAACCAAUACAUUUCUCGCUAUGAUCUACCUAACCAAAAUAAAAUUUGCAUACAUAUGUCUUAUAUGUAUAAACUAUCUUCAUUGAUAUUAAAAUCAUAAAAUGUACAUCUUAAUAUUCAAUUGGUAAUAUUAACUAUGUAUAUAUUUUUAAUAUCAUUUGUGUUUAGUCGACAUAUUUGUACUUAGUUUUGUUUUUUUAUAUAGAUCGAAAACUUAACUAUAUAAUAUAGUGAUGCAUAUUUGUAUAAUACAAAUGUAUUAUUUCGUAUAUACAUGAUAUUAUACACGCUGUACAGAAUUAUUUUUUACAAUAGUGUAAAAUUUGUAUAGAAUUUUUUUUCGUUACCUAAGUGAUCAAUCUGUUUCUUCGUACUUUAUUAACAAUUUUUAUAUGCAUUUUUCCUUAGAUUUUUUUUAAAAUUUGAUAUCAAUAUGAAUAUAUUAAAAUGAAUAAAGGUUGAGUUUGUUCAUGUUUUAUCUAUGUUUCGUAUGUAAUUUAAAAUUUGUAUACAUUUUGUAAAUAAAAUAUCUUUUACAUGAUUUUGAUUUUUAUACUGUACAAAAUAUGUAUUGUAUAAUAUAAUAUAAUACAGUAUAAUAAGAAAACUGAUAACAAUACACUUUAAUAUACGUAUAAUAUGGCUCGUAAUACAGAAAAAAAUAAAAUACCGUAUUUUUAAAUAGUUAAUAGUCAUUAAUAUAAAUAAACAUUCAUACCAUUCACUGGUGUGAAAAAAAAAAUGUUGUUUUCAUUUUUAAUAAUCCAAAUAUCAUUUUUCAUCUUUUAUAUGUUUGAUAUAUGUCCUAUUAGUUUUAAAAUUAUAUGUUAUAAUAUUAUUAUUUUGAAUUUCUUAAAUAAUAAUAAUCUUUAAUUUCGUCAUUGGUAAUUUGAUACGAUUUAAAACCAAUAUGACUAAUAUAACUGCAUAUAGAUGUUGUUAAACUUUUAAAAUAUAUCGGUACUUAUUUUGUAAAAUUAUUACUUAUAUGAAUAAUGAAAGUAAACACUUCAACAGGAACGCCAGAUCGUUAUUUGUUUUGAAGAAAUAACCUAAAAUACAUAUUAUUUCGAAAAAAAACAUUGUGUACACCUUCAGUGACCUCCUCAGUGGGAGGGGGAGGGAUUGAUAAGCAGUGGCUGUUCGUCAGAUUAGACUUGCCUCAUCGAAAAUGUUUCGAUAUGGUAGGUACAGUAAAAUAAACUUUAUCUUAUUAUAAAUGCUAUUUUUUAAAAUCUUAAAAUUAAUUUCGCUCAAAAUAUAUUAUUGAUGGCCGUUGGGUUUCAAAAACAUUUGUAUAGAUACUUACCAAGUAAAUAUUUUCAAAUUUUUAAAAUAAUUACUGAUUAUUCAAAGCCUAAAAUCAACAGUUAAUGACAAUAACAGCAGCUCAUUUUAUAUUUCUGAUAUUACCUACACGUAUAUUUGUUUCUUUAUGUAUUUACCGCUCUCUCCCCUUAUAGGUAUAUUUAAAAUACCUGCCUCACUUGAUAUGUUCGUGAGCCGCCACUCUGGUUAAGGGGGCUUCAACCUAAUCUCUUUCCUAUUGGCCGUGUUAAAAGAUAAACAAAUAAUGCAUUUAAUUAUUAAGCAGCAAAAACUUAUUUCUAAUAAAAUAACAAUCAUUGCACAUUUGCACUACUUAUAGUCAACUAAAUAAAAAUCAUUAUUGUAAAAUAAUUUUUAAAACAAAUAUAGGUGUAUUUACCUGCGUUAUUAUAUGUGUAUACCUACAUUUAAUUCAAUAUGUUUACCCCACUUUCAUUAAAAAAUCUUGGAUACACUAAUACUACUACCUACCGGCUUAUAACAAAAAUUAAUUUUUUUAUGAUGCCACGCGUCAAUUAUACUACUUACAAUUAUUAUUGUUGUAGUCGACGUCACUGUUUAAGUAAACCGACGACGUACGAAGGUACAUAUUCGUAGUAACGUGGAAAAUAAUAUUGCAUUAGUCAUUUUUCGAUACGUUCUCACAAAAAUAUUAUGACGUGGUUUUUAUGUUUUUUUUUUUUUUUCGGUAGGUAAGGGCCAAUGGUAAAUCUGAAUAGGAUGAACCACCGUGUUGUAAUAUAACAUAUUCAAAAUAUUUAUUAUAAUAUAUUCAUCGAGAUCUGGGUGUUCUGUUGUUCAUUUUGUCUCACCAUCGUCACGCGUCAGUAUAAUGGAUAUACUGUAUUAUGUAUUAGAAAAUUAUUAUUUUAAAUUUGAACGUGAUGACACAGCUAGCAGAUGAUAUAGUAUUUGAAAACCGACUCUAAAUAAUGCACUGUUCAAUCGUUAGAUAGGUACCUACUUAUAUUUUGUUCUCAUUGAUUUUUCAAUUCGUUUGUAACAUGUUGUUCAUAUAGUUCAUAUAGUGUCGUAAAAUGAUCGAGGUAAUAAUAAUUAUCCUUGACGUUGAAAACAAUUUUCACUAAUUUAGGUAGGCACAAAAAAGAAACUCAUCGUUAUCACUUAUCACUUCAUAAAGCUUAUUACCUGCAUUGGUGUCAAAAUCUAAAAUAGGAAUUUAAUAUCUAUUAAUACACGUGAUGAAAAUAAUAUUGCAUUUGAAUAUUUCAAACGGGAAAUAAAUGCCAUUACAAAUUAUUUAAGUAGGUAUUUUAAAUAACGUGUGAUGCUCAUUACAAUAUAAAAAUAAUAGGUAUCAAAUAAAAUUUUUUUUUGUUGUGAAUGUAUGCUAACUUUAUUUUUCAUUUUUAUUAAUGUUAUUAUAAAAUCUGCGAACCGAAUAGUCGGUUCUUGGACGAUGCGUCGGAAUAAUUCGAUAAGAAACACUUUUACGAUAACGAUUUCUCUUCGAGAUUCUAGUAGUAACUCGCCUGAUAUAAUAUGUAUUACAAUAUACGACUCGUCGUCAAUAUUAUUUAUUCAUAACUUUCAAUUCAUGUAUAAUAAUUUAUUCACCGAAUACCUACCGACUAAAAUAUGCUGCGCUAAUAUUUCCGUUCGUAUGUUCUCCUUCUAAUUAUACACCUAGGUAUAGUAUACCUAUAUAAUGAAGAUAAAUUCACAACAAAUUAAAGCACCGACAUAAUAGGUACGUCUACAUACGACUUAAAAUAUUUUAGUACUAGAAAUUAGAAAUUAUUAGUUGUAUAUCUACUUUAUACAAGUAGAUAUAUUAUGAAUAGUAUUAAUUCAUACAUGCCAGAGCUGUAGGCCUGUAGUCAUGUCUUGGAAAGACUGGCUGUGACCAAGAACGCAUCUCGAAAAACAGGCGUAAAAUCCAUAAUUUAUAAAUUUAUACAUAAUAGAAACCAAUACAAUUUUAAUGGAAAUGAAUAGUGCCACAGUGGUAGGUUAGCUAUUUGGCUAUAAGAGCGGAUAUUUUUGUGUGGCCAAAGACCCUGGAAAACCUUAUUGUUACGGCUUUGAUGGAUACACACGAGUACUCCACUGUUUAAAAACAAAUUUUUAAAUUCAAGUUACUCGCACAAAUUUUUAAUUUAAUUUUUUCUAUUUCCGUCGUUUCAAAACGUAUAGCCUACAUAGCCUACAGGUACCUACUCGAUUGCAUGCUAUGAAAUAAUAAUGACCUCUGGUUUGAUAUAUGACCGCAAGGGAAUUUGUUGGCAUCGUAUCUUGGAAAAAAUAUUAUUAUAAUGACUUAAGAUAGUGUUGUACAUAGUUGCGACGUAGGUAUUCCUAUAAUUUCCGAUAAAAUGUAAUAUUAUAUGGUGGUAUAUUUUACUAACAUUCCUAUGAGUUUUAAAAAUUAUGCGUGUGUGCAUAUUAAAUAAUUUCGAUAAUGAUUUGUUUGAUAUUUAAAAAUGAAGUUACCUUUUUAAAAGGUAUUCACAGGCAUCAUAACAAAUAACAAAUGAACUUUUGAAAAAAAAAAUAACGAAAUAAAGGGUUUCGAGAAAAAAAUAUAAUUUUAAAAUUAUUUUUCACAAAUUCGUUCACAUACUCUAGACUCUAGAGCAAGGAUGGAUCUAAGAUUAUUUUAAGGGGAGUGCAUUUAUCUGGUAUAACUGGUACAACUGUAUAAGUGAUUAUUAUACAAAUUCACUUUUUCUAUGAUAAUUAACAAACAAUUUUUACAAAACAAAUUUGUUUUAUUUAGUUUUUUAUUUGUAUUAUUACUUAUACAAAUUUAUAAAAAUAUAUUUAUAAUCUGUAAUUUGAAUUACAACAAGCUAAUAUUAUAACGAAAAGUACGGAAAGAAAGACUUGAUAAGCCACCCUUUGUUUAGUUGCAAAUUUGAUCAAAAUUUAUUCAUCUGAAUAUUUCUUACUGAAAGAAGGUCAACAUUAUUAUUAAACAAAGCCUGAGUAAAGCCAGAAUAGAAUUCUUAUCGUAUACUAAUUUAUGUUACUAUGCAAUUAUAUUCAUAAACUCGUAGUACGUGUACAAUUAAUAUAAUAUACCUACCUAAUUGAAUGUAAAAAAUGGCGUUUAGAAAUAUUUAAUUUGUAUGUAUAUAUAUGUACUUUAAAAAAAAUCCAUUUAAAAAAAAAAAUUAAAAAUUAAAAUGCAUUUUGCAUGAAUUUGCAUUCAUGCGAUAGGUAAGAUACCAUUUUACUGAAAACAAAGUCGCAUAUUUUUAAAACUAUUAUUGUAUUCAAUAUUCAUGACAUAACCUCAGUACUCCCGUUAUAUUUUUAUGUUUCAUCAAUCGAUAUUCUGAUACGUGUUGAAAUGGGCUAUUUUAAAUUUGCACGUGACAAAUACAAAGUAAGUAGAUGAACUACCCAUCUAUAAUACCUCGGUAAUUAAUUCGUUAGGUAAAAAUUACAGUAUUACACUGUUAUUUUAAUAUGUACAUUCCAUUAAAAGAAAUAGCUAUGCGUGUCGAAUUUGAGGGUCCGGGGAAAGGAUAAUAUAUAGACCAGUCCCUAUAGUUUUGUUGUUGUUUAGUGCCAUAAUGUUUAGGCCGCACAUAAAUAUCAUAUAAGCAUAUAUAUAUAAGUGCAUUGCAUUAAGUAGUAUAAUAUAUUGCAUAUCAAACCCCUUUACGGGAGGGGGGUGAUUGGGGUUCAGCCCUCUCCCUCCCACAACAUUUUUAAAAGAUGUAUAUUUUUAUAAUAUAACAAAGACUAACUAUAUUAUAGUUCAUGUAUUAAAAAUAUUUUCAAACUCACAGUCAAAAAAAAAUUGACCCUGCAUACGUGCUUGCUGCAUUUUAUACUUACAUACUACAUAUAAAUAGGUACUAGUAUAUAAUACUUAUUACUUAUUACUCAUUCAUAAUAAAUUAUCUAAUUGUUAUGCCUGUAGAAUGUUAGGUGCAUAGGUAGCGAUAUCAUAUUUUGUCUUUUCUUUUUAAUAUUUAUUUUCAACUGAGUAGGUACCAUUAGCAAUAACUGUAUUGUUUUCAUCAGGGUUGUAAAUUAAUAGAUACGCUACCUUAUGAGUAAUUUGUAAAAAAGUAUAAUUUUCUUGCUUUUUAAAAUACGAGUAUAAUCAUAUUAAUUUCUUACUAAGAUAAUUAUUAUACUAUCGGCUUAAAUUAAUUUGAAGUAGAAAUAGACUACUUGAACGAUUAUUUAAUAUAUUUCUACCUAAUUUUGAUGAACAAUUAACUAGAACUUACCAAUGGCCCACCGACUGUUGCCUCACUAAAUUACUUUACUAGACCACAAUUGAAUUAAAAAUAUUAUUCAAAAUGCUAUACUGUGAUUUUAUUUAAAAUGACGCCUAAGCGCACAUUAUAUUAUGUUAGGUUGACAAAUACUAUUGAAUAAUAAUAAUAUUAUAGAGGUAAAAUAAAAAUAGUCGAAAUGGUGAUAUUUUGAUCCGUAGAGACUUGGAUGUGCUUAAAAAUGUUUAUUUUAUACAAAAUAAAUCAAAAAUUCAAAAUUGCUCGUUACCAAAUAGUCCAACGAAAAUUAAAGUUAAAAAUAUUCGUACACAGUGAAUAAACAGGAGUCGCAAACUUAAAAAUUUAAUAUUCUCGUAAUUUUUCACUAUUCUCGCUCUAUCUUAAGACCCUCCAAUAAUUAUAUAAUUAUAGUACCAAUAUCGUUGGUAAAAUAUUUAAAUUAAAAUAAUACUGUAAUGGAAUAAAAAUACAUAUAUUAUAUUAUAAUUUUUGUAACACAUUACAUAAUAUUAUAUCUUUAUACAUCAUGCAUACCUACCUAAAUAAUGUAUAAGGAUAGAUUACUAUAAUGUAAUUAAAUUUGCAUAAUUAUGGCCAAAAACAAAUAUAGUGGAUAUCUAAUAAGUAUUAAUAUUAUAAGUAGGUAUACUAGGUAUAUACAAUUGAUAUACAUUAUAGGUAUAUAUAUAUAGAUGUACCUAUAUACUAUUUAUUAUAUUUUAACCUCGAUUUUUAUUUCCAAACACGUUUAGUUAUUUUAGUAAUAUAAAAUAUAAAAACAGUUACUAUUGAAAUACUUAUGAAAACGAAAUGAAAAUAGUAUUUAAAAAUACGACAUAAUUUAGAUAUAUAUCAUUGUAUAGGAGGUGAUUGAAUUAAAAUCUGUUGAAAUUUACAUUUUUACUAUAAAAUCAUUAUAAUACGUUAUGUAUAUGUUUUUUGAAUUAUAUUUAUCGCAGAAAAAUGUGUACAUAAAUGUCUAUAGAUUGUUUUGAUAGAUUAUAGAUAAAAAAAAAUACGUAUAAUAUACAGCGAUUCGCGUUCAUAAAAAGUAUUCACUGAAUGAACGUAGGUACCUAUAUAUAAUAUUUGUAGACAUUCAGCAUGCGUAUACAGGCCGACCGGUUAUAAUAUUUUGUAUAAAUAUAGGUGUAUUAUACGUGUAUAGUAUACACUUUUAGAUAUUAUAUUAAUAUGUUAUCCCGAGUUUAGAGUCGAAUCGUGUCAAGCAUAGCUACAUUCCGGAUGGGUGACGAUACUAAAUGGCAUGCCAAUCGCGCGCACAUUCUCUCGGAUAUUAAUAUGAUACAGCCAGACUAAACGCAUUACUGCUAAUGGAAGUCGAGAUAUUAGAAUAAUAUAAAAUAGCUUAUAGACGUCUGAGCAAAAAAUAAAAAAGUUUAUAAUAUUAUAUCGACCGAAUCUUAUACAAGUUUUAGUCCUCCGGAACUAUAAACAUAUAUACGAGUAUGUAUUUAAAACCAAGACGUAAAACCGUGUUACAGUACACUAAUAAUAUAUUAAAGAAAGUGAAAGAAACAGAAAUAAUAACAUAGUUUUAUUAUAUUGUUGUUAAAUAUUUAAUUGUUGUUAAUGUAACGAAUUUGUUUCGAACAAUAAACGAGGCCGUCUGAACCGUGUAAAGUCGCGCGAAAGUAGUUUCCCCGAGUGGCACGCAGUGAUGGUUUCAUAUAAUAUUAGACGGAGGUGAAAAAAUUAAUAAAGUUCUAAAUUAAAUUAAGUCCUAUUUUAAAGUUGUGUUAAUUUGUGGUUAUUUAUGUAAACAAUAUCUUUUCGCACAUAUUACGAACUUGCCACAUAAUACCACAAUUUCUUGUUUUUCAUUGUUUUGUUUUGUAUUUUUUAUUUUAUAUCAAAUAAAAAUAAUAAUUUUUUAUUAUUAUUAACAACUUGUUUAUUGUAACCGUUUUUUUAUUAUACAGACAGAACUGGGAAAGUUGACCAUUUUUUUAAACUAAAAAAACUAAGUUAAAGUUGAUUUUAAAACUAAAAUAUUAAGUAACUAGUUUGAGUCCCAAAUUUUAAAAAAAAAAUAAUAACUUUAAUCAAGUACAUUUUUUUUUGUGAUUACCCGUAGCAACACAAUAUUUUUGUAGAAGUAUAAUGUAAAUCGCGAAAAAAACAUAGUAAAAAUGGAAAAAUGUAUGAACACGUAUAAAAGAAACUUCUCUUCGAAUCGUUUUUCGGUAGCAAUGGUUUAUAAUUGCCUACAGAUACAAAUUAAUUUCUCCUCUAUAUCCUACCUUCUAAACUUCUCAUCUAUCCUACGUGCAAAGUAUGUCAGUCUUUUAAACUAUACUACUGCAUAGUUAAAAAAUAAUAAAUAAAAAAAUAUUGUUCUUUUAAACAUAUCGGAAAAAUCACAUUAUCGUAAAUUAAUAUUAGAAAAACAGUUUACGAUAUCUAAACGUCUGCUUGGUAUUGCGAUAUUAAUAAGUAGGUGUAUCUACUACUUAUUAAUAAGCUUAUAUUAUAAUCUAAGUAUAAGUAAUUUUCAAAAACGUUUUUUUUUUUAACCAAUUUAAUAUUAUAUGUACUAUGAAAUCGAAAAAAUUCCCUUUCUAUAAACUAUGACCGGUGUUAAAUUUUCCAUUUAUAAGUAGACCAUGUUUUUAUACAUAAACCGUUUGCUGAAUAUUCACUGUCCCAAAAAUAUUAUUCGAGAAAACUAACCUUUCUCCACUCACAAUCUAAAGUAAGAUGAUAUUCGUUUAAUAAUAUUUAUUUUUUAUUGUUUUGUUUUUAUUUUUUUUACAAAAAACCUGUGAUUACAUAUAUAUUAAAAGUUUUGAUUUAUAGUUAGGUUAGGUCAGGUUUUUAGUCGUCGCGACGACUAUAGUAUAACCCAUAUUUAGACUCUAAUAAUUGAAUACAAAUCGUCUUGACCCAAAUUUAAAAAUUGUAUUCUCGUUUUAUGUAAGUAUAAUAUAAUUUUAUUUCGAUAAAUAUUUUAACAUGAAUUUUUCCACAACAUAUAUUUAUUUUUGUUUAAAAAUGUCGAUUUACGUUGUUCUGUUAUUGGACCUUUUGAUUUCGGUUUACUAAUCCAAUAACUAUACUUAAUUUUCUGAAUUUUCUAAAAUUUCUGAAUAAAUGUGUAUAAAAAACUAACAUUUUAGAAGUCUUGUUUUCAUGAUGGGUUUUCUGAAAGUUAGGUUAGGCUUAAUUAGUUCGCGAAAAUGUCUCUCAAUUUUCGGUAAAUAUAUUCCCCCUUCGAAGUAUUUUCUACUUUUACUACUAAAGGUAGGAAUAAAAUAGAGUAUUUAAUUUAUAUCUGUAUGCAACGAUUACAAUAAACGAAAUAGGAUUCUGAGCGAAAUUCAGUUGCAGGUACAUGUUUUGAAAUGCUGUUUUUUUAUGAUUUCUGUCAAAAUUUGAACUUAAACAGAUUAUUAAAAUAAACUGUUACAUUAUAUUAUUUUUUACCACCAAGUACCUACAACUUAUAAUGAACAUCGUUUACACAUUUAAAACAUUGCUGAUCGGCCAAACCAAUAUCCAUACCGAUUAUUGUAAUUAAAUAAUUAAGUUUUUUAUAUUUAUAGAUGACUUUUAUAAGUGUAAAAAAAUAAUAUCGAUGCCAAAUCGAUACGUUAUUAUAUAUUUUAAGGACUGAUUUAUUUCAAUUUAAAGUAAAAUUGAUUAUUAUAAAUUUUGAAUUACUUAUAGCUUUUUACAAAAUACAAUAUACAUACCGGUUUAUUUAUGUGUUUUUUUUCGACGCGAUAUAAAUAAUUAUUUUAGUUUGAUAAUAGUGUAAGAUGAAUUUUUUCCAUCAGAAUUCUCAACUAUUAUAAUAUAUUAUCUAUAUAUUAGUAGUUUUAUGUUAUAUUUAAUGUAACAAACUUAUAAAAUAUAGUGUUGCAAAAAUCGUUCUUAUUCUAAAUAUAAUUGUGUUGUUAAUAUUAAAUUAUGUAUUAUGAUUUAUUGCGUAGUCUUAUGAAUAAUGAUUUUGAUGAGUGUCACCAGUCUGGACAUAACAUAUUCAAAAUCAUUACUAUAGAUAAACUACUAAAAAUAUUCAAUUUUUAAACACCUAUAGAUUAUUGUCUAAAUACUGGCUAAACACUAAACACUAGGUAGUAUAGGUAUACACACUACACGUAAUUGUUUUCUUAGAUAGCAUAUGGAAUGCAUUAUAAUUAAUGUGGAUCCAGAGGGUGGGCCGGGUGGACCAGGGCCCACCCAACAUUUUCAACGACAAUUUAUUAUGAUGUUCAGUAUUAUUAUACAAAUUACUAUUUACAAUUAUUAUUUAUUAAGAUUUUACAUUUAUUUAAAACAACAAUAUUUUGUCUAUAGUAAUCUUACACUGAAAGUAACAAGAGUACAAUAUAGUACAUACCGAUACUUCCUAUAGUAAAAUGCAAAUUUCCCUGUGAUUAACAUAUUUAUAUCAAAUUAUCGAUCGUCAUUUUAUCAAACGCCGAUAAAAUGUCAAUAAGAAAUAGUGAGUAUACGCAGACCGGACACCACCGUUUUCAUAUCCAAAUAAAUUGUUAAUUGACACACGCGUGUAAUAUUAUUGCGUCUAUUGUCAAUUUCUGAAACUUUAUUCACGUUAUGUUUUAAUAAUUUAAAUUUGGUUGGUAAAACGGAAAAUGUAAAAAAUAUAGGUAUUAGUUAAAAAUAUUACGGCCCUUUUUUUCCUGUUUACAACUUUACUACUAACAACUUUGCUCCAAUUUAAAAUGAUAGCAUUUUUGAAAAGUAUAUUUGACUAGGGAGAUUUAUAUUUUUUUUUGAAAACAUGCAUUUCACUAGUGAGGUACUUUAUAGAGGUCAUUUUUCGAUCUUAUCAGAAGUUUUCUCAACAAAUGUGAAUACCGAAAAAAACUGAGGAAAACGGGAUCCAUUAUUUUAAUUGUGGAAUUGGAAAAAUUGGAAUUAUACUAAAAUAUGGCAUACGCAUUGUUGACAAAAUAGCACUAUACACUGAACUCCACUCGAAGUCGUUUUUUCGUUAACAAUGGUUUAUCGUUGCUUACAAGAGUACAUUAAAUUACAUAUAGCAGUGGCUGCACCUGACCCCAUUAACCUAGGACGUCUUUUUGGGAUUAAAUUUAUGGACCCAUCUAAACAAAUAUUCUUGGAUCCGUGUCUGCAUUAUAAAUCUUCAUAUUAUCUUUCGGAGAAUAAAAUAUUUAAUUAUUAUUUUCAUUAGGUAUUUGAAUAUGUAAUGAUGUAUUGAAUUUUAAAUUAAAGUUCGUUUAUUUGUAAUAAAAAACUUUUUAUGUUUCAGAGUUAGAUGUUGCCUCAGUUAAUUGUUUUAAGAAAUGCCUGGAUUGAAAGAUAUGUCGAUGCAACAGCCAGGAAAUAAUAACAAAAGGUAUGUAUAUUUUGUGAUGUUAUAUAUUUUUCAGUAUUUAUAAUAGUAUAACCGUCUAGGUUUUUUGAUUUGAGCAAUUAAAAAUUAUUUAUAGCGCAGUUCGAUUUCUCAUAUUACAACGAAUAUGUCAGUAAAUAAUUUCUCCAUAAUAAUAUCCAUGGAUUUCAAAAUCAUUUAAUAUAGGUAACCUAACCUAUACUGUACACCACCAAUAGGUUUAAAUCUAUUCAAAUAAAAAAAUAAAUAAAUAAAUUUAAUUAUUCUAAAAUGUACACGAUUAUACCUAUAUGGAAUACACAGAUUUUAAAUUUUAUAGAUUUUUAUCAGAAAUAUUAUUAAAGAGAAAAUAUAAGAAAUUUUUGAAAUCAAUUUCAUAUUGUUUUAACUUAUAAAAUGACCAUCGUCAGGUAAAUGUAAGUAUUAUCGCCCGGCAAAUUUCACUGGGGGAAUUCAAUUUACCUGUUAUACACCGGUCUGAUUAUUGAGAAUAACCGAAUAUCGUAAGAAAAAACUACGUAUUAUCAUUAUUUCAUAUAGAUACCAUCCAUAGAUUAUAUAUCAAUGCACCGCCUGAAUAACCUGAAGUAGGUAUACCUUUACUCAAAAAAUAUUGUAUUAAUUAUUAUAGUUUAUUACUAUCAUAUUAGGAAAAUACAUAUUUGAUAGUAUACCAUAAGUUGAUAUGUCAUACAUUUUAUACUAUAUAUUGCAUGUUUACAUUAUCAUUGAUAGUUCACUUUUUUUUUAAAAAAAGUCUAUAUAUUGUACUAUUAAAUCGCAAAAAGUUUAUCACCUACCUAUGUGAUUAGUCAUACGUUUACAUAGACAAACGCACAAACUAGCUUAUAAUACGAUCUUAAUAGGUUGAUAAUUGAAUGAGCAUUAGCAUAUGGCGACAAAUAAUGCAUUUAGAAAUUAAAAAUCAACGUAGUUUCGUAAAUAAAUAGUAUACAAAUACAUCCAUUGAAAUCGCUAUGUUUACAGCCUAUUACAAACAAAAAUUAACGAUAGGUAGCGCUCCCACGUGUUUAGACGAUAAAUUAACUAUAGCUGGUACCCACCGUCUUGUUAUUUUACGUUUUAUAUUCAUACUCAACUGCAGUCACGAACCCUUCAAAUUUUCUUUGUUCGUUAGUGUAAAUAAAACUAUUUUAUAUGGCUUUUAUUGACAAAUUAUAAAGUGUAAUCAGUAAAUCGUUCAAGUUUACCGGUUUAGAUUUUGUGAUUAUUUCAUUAUUGUGUCUUUGAAAGUAAAAUCGUGUUUCAAGAGUUCAGCAAGUAUUUUUUCUCAUUUUUCUUUUCAUAGAGGUACUUCGUUAAGUAAUCGUUCUGAUUUCGAUGACAUAUUAUUAAAACCUAUAUAGGUAGGUACAUAUUUUUCGGGUGGGUGAACUAGUAAUAAUUAUUUUUGAAUCGUAUAGCCGUAUAUGGUUUACCCAAACGAUAUACAUCAUACAUUAAUACAAUUUUUUUUUUUUAAAUUUGUCUCAAUUAUACAAACAUUUUAAUUUUAGAGACUUUAACGAAAAACCAAUAAUGCCGUAUCAUCGAAACAGUGUCAAUUCAAAUGGAUAUUCCACGGGUAUCUAUAAUAAGCGUCUAUAUCAAUUAAGAAUUUUAAUUAAUUAUUAAUAUUUUUAAUUUUAAGACGGUGGCCAACAAAGUGCCGCUGGCGAGGAGAGGAAUGGUGACGAUAACAAUUCGGCCCCAACCUAUGUGAUUGAACAUUUAGCCACAUUUACGGUUUCAAAAAGCACCGGUAUAGUUUACCCUGCUGAUGGAAUGAGAAGACUCUUGUAUUUAGAAAAAUCUAACGGUAUUUGGUCGCAAAAAAUGCAACUGCGUCUCGAUCAGUCUUGGGUAUUGAUAAUGGAUUACGAAACUGGUGUAAGUGAAAAUGGUUUUAUGUUCACUGUGUGUCUAAAACUAUACGAUAUUAAUAUUGUGUUAUUAAACAUAAAAUAAAAUGUAUUGUUUUUAAUAUGAUAUUGAUAUUAUAUUUCUUGUUAGGUUGUGAUGGAACGAUUUCCGAUUUCUUUAGUAAAAGAACCAACUGCGUUUACUAGCAACGAUCCUAUGGAAAUUUACAACAAUAUUCUAGUGUUUGUCGUUGGUCAAGUCGAUUCACGGUCCGAAAUGCACAUUUUUCAAGUAUUUACCUAUUUAAAAUAAAUUUAAUAUAUAUUACCGGUACCUUACAAUAGGUAACCAAUAGGUACGGUAAUCGGGGAAAACAAAAACAAUAAUUUAUGGUACCGAGGUAAUAAAACAGAGAACAUCCUUCAAAAAUGGGUAAUUACAUAUUCACAAAACAAAACUAAGUACUUACCUAGGUAUCGAUAACUAAUUAGUUUGUUGCGGCUUUAGUGAAUCUAUUUAAAGAAAAUGUGAAUUUACAAAAAUACUAUAUUUACAUUUUUUUAAAUUUCAUAUUAUUACAACAAUAAUAUACAUAAAUAUUUAAUACUUAUAAUUCAAGUUUUUAUUACUAUAUUAUCCGCAUAUUGUAUUAUUUUAAUUAUCUUAUGGGGAAUACAAUAAAGCCUAUGAUUGAAAUUGUUAUGUUUGUGUUCGUGUGAAUAUGAAAAUUAAAAUAACAAUGCAUAAUAUGUUUUAGUGUCAAAGCGUACCAGCACAAGAAUUAGUUGAGGACUUGAAGCUCCUGAGAUCUGGCAAAGGAAUUAACAGAAAGUCUAGACAUGUACCGCCACCUCCUCCGACGCCACCGCCGAAUCCUCCUUUGAAUGGUGUAAGCGUACGAGAACAAGUAUCUGUUUUCAAUGCUGUUGCUCAUCGUGAGUAUUUUUUGUUUUUUCACGAUGAAUGCAAACAUUUUGUAAUUGAGAUAAUUUAAAAUAUUAAUAUUAAUUUAAUAUAACGUUGGAUUGGAUUUCAAAUUUAUAUUUCAUUGUCCAAGUUUAAAAUAAAAAUAAAAAUAGGUUGAUUACAACGUUAUUGUAUUAAGGUUUUCAUGUUUCUACUAGUAAUUAAAUUGUAAAAAUUAUAAGUUUAAAGAAUAUUUAAAAAAAUUGCAAGUUGUUUUUAAUAGGUAUCUAGUUAAUUAUAUUCAAUAUUUUAGACUCUGACAAUACCACUCGAGUGGACGACGAAACAAGUUCAACAUCUAGUGAAAAAUACGAAAGAGAUGUUAUUGUACUGAAUCACUGUUUCGACGACAUUGAGAAAUUCAUUGCCAGAUUACAGCAUGCAGCCGCAGCAUCUCGAGAACUGGAACGCCGAAGGAGGUAAUUUUAAAAUUAUUAAACUAUAGCCAGAAUUUGUAUAAGUUUUAGUAUAAGAUUUAAAAAAAAACUAUAUUCAGAAUAUAUAUUCCAAUAUUUCAAAAAGCAUUUGAAUAUUUUUUUCUUUAGCUAAUUUAUGUCAGUUUCAAAACAAUAGUUCUGCAUUUAACGUUUUAUAGCUAAAAAUAUGUUAAAUAAAUUGAUUACUGAGUAGUAUAAGUAGUAUAACUAAUCAAAUAUUAUGUAGGCCAAUUUAUUAUUAAACUUCGAUUAAACAUAACAACUAAAUACCACGUUCAUAAUUUAUUCUGUGGCCGUAAAAAUCGAUUACCUAUUCAAAAUUUAGAUUAAAAAUUAUUAUUUGUUUCAGAAAAAAAGUAUUAUAGUGAAUAAAAAUAUACAAAAAACAAUAUUCAGUAUACACGUAUAUUGAUAUACUUUUUCCGAAGAGUAUUUAACAUAGUAUUAUUCUAGUAUAAAAAAAGUAUUACAUUUUUUUUUUUUUUUUUUUAAUACAUUUAUUCAAAUACUUUAUAAAACUGCGGCCGACUUCCCUUGUGUGCAGUUUUGUAACGUAAUAUAAUCAAUAAUAUGUGUGAUCAGGUCGUGCAUUCGAUUAUGAGUGAGUAAAAAACGUGGUACAUCUAAGUAUAAUGAAGAACUUUUCUCCCCCUCCUCUCCAAUCAAAAAUUAAAGAACAGGAAACGUGAGAACACUCGGGGGAAUAUUUGAAACAACUCUGUGAAAAAAAAAAUGAAUAAAGGAGGAUAAAUUAUUAUUUAAGUUAUAUAUAUAUUGACAGUAUUUAAUAUUGGUAUUUAAAUAGGAACCGUAAAUCUAAGAAGAAGGACAUUGGUGACGGAAUGCUGACGAUGCGAGCUAAACCUCCUCCAGAAAUCGAAUUUGUCGAUAUUUUUCAAAAAUUCAAACUUUCAUUUAAUCUCUUGGUAAAGAUAUUAUAUUUUUAGGAAAAAAUAAAAACCAAUAUAAAAUCGUCUCUUUUAAUAUUUAAUUAAUAUUAUUAUUUUGAUAUUCAUAUAGGCGAAAUUAAAAGCUCACAUACACGAUCCCAAUGCUCCAGAACUCGUGCAUUUCUUGUUCACUCCAUUAGCGUUGAUUGUUGAUGCGUCUCACGAUACGCACUAUAAACCAAACAUUCCAUCCAGAGUUGUGUCACCAUUACUUACAAGGGACGCAAUUAAUCUCUUGAUGAACUGUGUGACCAGUAAAGAAACAGAACUAUGGCAUUCGCUAGGAGACGCAUGGCUUAUUCCAAGGUAGGUGUUUUUUUUAAAGGUGUUUUUACUUAUAUUAAAACUUUUGAUGGAUUAAACUCGUAGGUUAUAAUAUAUAACAUUAAAUAUUGUACGCGUACUUAUUAUAAAAAUUAAAGCUUAUUCGAAUAACACAUCAUUAUUUUACAGGGAGCAAUGGAAAGGCUAUGUGGCUCCUUACCAUCCAAUAUUUAUGGACGGCUGGUCGCCAGAGUAUCCUAUUCCAGUCUCUGAUGAACAUCCGUCCAACGUACCAACUCCGGGUGUAACGGAAUCCAAGAAAUCGAGAGACGAGAUAAAAAUUUCGAACCCCGAGGUAAUAAACCCCGUAAAACUUUGUGUUAUGAAUUCGCGGAUUUUAAGAAAAAUAAAAAUACAUUUUAUCUUUUUAAUUUUGUUUUAGGGAGAGAUACGAGAUACAUUAUAUCAUCAUCGGGAUCGAGAGCAUACCGGAGUGGGCGACGACAGCAGUGAUUAUUUCGAAUACGAACAUGAGCAAUCGGCUAUGAUGGGCAUUCGACCACAAUACACGUUCAAUAGCGGUGGUAACUAUUCUGGACAUCAUCAAGAACAAUUUGGGACGGAUGAUAGGUAAUAAACGUGAAACAUUGUCGGCUUCGUAAUAAAAAGUGUAACUAACAGUUGCAAUACUGCAGACAACUCUUUGUGAGGAUUUUUUUUAAAUAUUUAAAUUGUUUUAGGAUUUUGUUGAUAACUUUAUCAUUUUAUAUAUUAGGUAUUAUGUUCUAAUAUUAUACCUAUUAUAUAUUUCAUACUACAGGCGCAAAUAAUCCAAAUAUUUUAGAGGGGCUAACACCCCAUAAUAUUGAUUAUAUAUAUAUAUAUAUAUCUACUUAAUAUUUUGAUAUGGUCUUGAUUUAGGGGGGGGGGGUUAGCUGUUUUUUUUUGGUGACUGGGUUAGUCCCUCUAUUCGCGUUUAUAGAUGUAAACAUUUAAAAAAUAUGUAAACAGGAAUAUAUUUUUUUUUUUUUAUCAACGCAAUUUCUUAAAAACAUUACACUUAUAUACCUGUAGAAAACUGCGUUUUUCAACAUAUAUUUAUGAGCAAUUUUUAUUUUUUAAAUCAUAAUUUUUCAGAGAUGAUUCACACAGUUUAGAGAACGAGGAAGAGCCAGAUUUCAAUACGUUGUCACUGCACAGUCCACCGAGAAUGGAUAAAGAACGAGAUAUGGCGGCACGCAGCGAUAUAUCUGCCGAUUCAAUUGAGCGAAACAAUGUCAGUGGUCCGGGUAGUGAGCGGUUUGAAAGGGCUCAAACUAGAUGGUUAGAAGAUAUGCGUGCCCGUGGCGUGAAAAUAGUCCAAGUCACGUAUCCAAGGACGGCCAAUAAUGACAAGGAACUUUCUGUCGUCCGGGGCGAAUUGUUAGAAGUGAGUCACAUCUAUUAUAUGAUAUAUACAUCAUAACGGUAAACAAUAAACCGCGGUAGUUAUUUUAACUAGGUAUUAUUUAGAUGUACAAUAAAUAAAUAUUUGUAAAACAUAACUUAGAUACCUUUAUUUAGGUAUAUUAGUCUGACGACCCAUUUCAAAAGGCCGGCUAGUGUAAUAGGAAUAGCCAACCAACAUUUCCGACUAAGUGGAUAGGAUUACAUAUAUGGGUAUAAAUAUUGACAGUCUCUUCGUUCCAUUUUCGAAAUCUAAGGAGGCGUAUUGUAAGUGGCGGAGGCACCGGGUGCCAAAUAAGCUCUCAAAGUUUCGUCAAAACUCGCACAAUCAUUUUUCCAAUUUGUCUUCGAAAUUAAGAUUUCAUAUACUUUUAAUAAAUAAUAAAUUAAUAUGACAUGCACUUAAUAAAAAUUAAAAAUUUUUUUUUUUUUUUGAAAAAAUUAAAUUUAUUGACAUGAAAUAAUUAAAAUACAAAUAAAAAUGAGGAAAAAUAAUGUGGCACAGAACUUGAGAAAUUGAGGAAAGAAAUAGAGAUGAUAAAAAUUCGUAAAUAUGGCACACGCAAAUACUAAUAAUCGAAUAAAUCAAAGAUUAAAUCACAAUGGAAACAAUAAUUAUAACACUGAUAGAUUCAACCAAAACAGGUAUAAUAAUUAUAACGCAAUUAGAUUCAAUCGAAAUAGAAAUUAUAACUGUAAUCAAAAAAAUCAACGUGAUAAUUUUAAUAAAGAUAAUUUUUUUUUUUUACAUUUUUAUAAUGUUUCACACUUGUUUGUUUAAAAUUCGCAAAAAAAGUUAGAAAGUUGUAGAGAUUUCUGGUACUAGAUAUUAUGGUGAACCUUGUUUCAAAAAAUUGUUGUGAAUUUUCAUGGAAUCAAAUUGAUUUUAUCUACAUAAAACUAAAAAUAAAUAAAUUAAAAUUAUUUAAAUAGUUAUAAAUAACUCGAAGUACGUUUGACUAUUUUAAAAACUGUGCCACAUCUAGAAAGUAAGAACACAAAUAGGUGAACAUUUCAGACUUUUACGAUUAUUUUUACCUACUUAAUUAAAACUAAAACAAUAUAAACAAAAUUGAAAUUAACAGUAACUGCUGUUAUCAUUAAUAUUUUCGUUUUCUUCGUGGAUUUUUUCCCGGUUUUUCUCAAUAUAAUUGUACAAAUACAAAAAAAGAAAUAACAUUAUGGGGUUGGAAGCGACGAGUUUUUGUUUUACAUACGUGAGAUAUAGGGAUUUAGAUGUGUUUUAUUUCCAACUUACCGAUUGAUCUAGUGAAACGAUAAGAAUUCUGAAAGCAGAUUUGAAUAUGUCGUAAAGUCUACUUGAGAUCGAUUUUCUCAGUUUUUUGAUUUUAACUUUACAAAAAAUUAAAAUAUUCAUGCGUCAAUUUCUAUAGCUAAUAGUUAACAGUUUGAAUUAAAUAGUGUAAUUAUUAUAGCUACUGAUGUAAAGGUCCAUACAACAAAUGGCCUACCUAUAUAAUAUUAUACUGUUGCAUGACUGAUAAUGUUAACCGGAUACUUAUCUAUACAUUUUGUAGAUAUUGGACGAUAGCAGAAAAUGGUGGAAAGCUCGAAACAACCGUGCGCAGGUGGCUCACGUACCCCACACCAUUGUAACGCCGUUUAAUCCCAUGUUGGAUUCGAACGAUAUAUUUACGAAUCCAGUAUACGCCAAAGGUUACGACAAGAGAUCGGGUUCGCAGUCGCAAAAUUAUUCACUGCAAGUAAGUUAUAUAACUAUUAGGCACCUAAUAUACUGGACAAUUCACAAUAAUAAUAUAAAUACUGCAGAACGAAUACGUUUAAAUUUGUCAUUUAUAGGUAUAGACUAUAUUAUCUCCACAGUAACUGUAGGUAGUAAUUUCCCAAAUUUGUUUAAUUUAGGAAAAUAGGUAUAUUUAGCGUUUAGUAAAUGGAAUUUGAAUUUUUUAGUAUUCUAUCUGUAAAAGAAAUAUCAAUUGGCGUAAUUAGGGCGUUUCUUUGGGGAGCAAUGUGAAUAUUUAUUUAUUUAUUUCAAUUUAAUUUUAAAUAAAUAGACGCCCGGAGGGGCGUAUUUACGAACUCUAACUGACCUGGGGCACAAGUGCCCGAAAUCAAUGAGCAAACAUUUUUCAUGUUUAAAAGCUAAAGUUUUGUUUGGUAAAUAUUUAAAGAAUAAACCCGUCUCAUCUGCAUUAAAAAUAUUUUUGGAUAGAAUUUUUCAAUAAAUUUUGGUAAAACAUUUAAUUUCCAAGUAUCACAAUUGUUUUCUAGAACAUUAGCACUCUAGCCACAAAUAACUUUAAACACAAUGUUAUGUCUCGACUUAAAUUUAUCUAACCACCCAGAGCUAACACGAAAGUCCACAAAACCAAGUUUCAGAGAAAAAUAAAUUGCUUUUUCUCCAAUUAACGUACCUGAUAUUCUAAGAUUAUUAUUUUAUAUACAAGUCAUCCACUUAAAAAUAGCUUUGUCAACUUUUUCAUAAACACAUACUUUCAUUCGUUUUAUAUUGCCCAUGAGAGAAGAUUCUUGCACUUGUUUUACUGUUUUUGCGAUUUUUCAAUAUGGUCGGACUAAAGCGAACUUGUCGGAAUGCUAUAUUUUUCGGCAAUAUCUGUUUUCUUAACUCCUUUAUUGAUUUCAUUUAAAAUUUCAAUUUUAUCGAUAAUCAACAAACAUUUACGUUUAGAUGCAUUACAUUUUUUAAUUUUCAAUCUUACCAUCGUCGGAUUCUCGUUUAUUGUUUUAUUUUUAGAAGAAUGUUGGCAAAUAUAUUUUAUAUGGUAUGUACAUUUUUUUUAAAUUUGGGUGAGUUUUAUGCACAAUCCAAUUUGUUUUUGUUUUCUCCGAAAAUGAUUUGACCCAUGAAUCACAUUUAUGGCUAAAUGCUUCAUUAUUUCCAAUUUGUGUUUUUAUGGAUACCACAUAAUUUUCUUCAUCAUGGAAUUUAAAACUGUCCACAUUGACCGUCUAAUGCACCUAAUAUUGAAUUUAAAUAAUUUAUAUUCGAUAUAUUAUUUAAUAAAUAUAUUAAUAAAAAAAAAAAUCGCAUAUACUGCUGUCACAAAAGUUGUAAGUAAACUGAAGUUAUCAUUGACACCAAGAUUUGAUAAAUUAAGACAGUGCAAUGUACAUAAUAGGUAUACAGAGUGUCUUAUAAUGUUUUGUCUAAUGCAAUAUUAAAUAUUUAUAAUUAUAAUUUAUUUUCAUAUAAUUCAUAUUAUAGAAUAUAAAUUAUAAAUAAAAUCAUUUAUAUGUAUAUUGAAAAUACAAUGGCUAUUGCCCCAAAUAGGUUAUGGUCUGUAGUAGCGAUGCGUUUACAAACUGAUUUCACACACUCGUGACCCAGCUCAGUUAGGGUCUGUAAAUACGCAUUGGUAUACAUAGUACAGAACAUACAGUGAACAUAAGUAGGUAAAGGUGCAUCACUAAGAAGAGUUGAAGAGAAGUAUCAUCCUGUAGAUUGGGUAAUUGUGGUCCAUGUAAGAUGAGUCGGAAUGGAAGAGGGAAUGGUUUCUGGAAGAGUGAACAGGAAUUCUGAAUGAGAUAUGCGCAAGCUGAUCAAGGGUCUUAAGACUACUUUUGAAAAAGGAGAUGAAAAGACGGUCUGCAUUAACACAACAAGAAGUGGAAAAAAUUAAAUGUAUCAAGAAAAACUCAUGACUAUAAUAAUGUAUACAAUAUCACGCAAUUUGAUUAACAUAAAACAUUAACAAUAAACAAACAAAUAUUCAUUAUGUGGCAUGUUUUAUACUUGAUAUUUUACAUUCUGUAUUGGAUAUAACAAGUUAUUACAAAAAUUGAGAAAAGGUCUGGGUUCUAGAAUCUAGAUCUCUUAGGGAGAAGGGGUGAUAUAUCAUCCAUACCGCUUACUACACUGGGCAAAUCCGUGAUUAAUGUACCUUAUUAUGUAUACAAUACAAGUAAGUAGGUACCUAAUACCUGUAUAAUUAUUAUUUUUAAAUAGGAAUCUAUAAAAAGUGAAUUUGUGGACCAAAGCAUGAGUUCUGAUCCGUCCAGAAAUGGUUCUGUACCACCACCAGUUCCAGCGCCUGCUGAUUGGGUACGAAAGGAACGAAUUGGCAAAAAAGGAGAGUUUCGUUACUUUUAAUUUUUUUUUCUAAAGAAAAAAAAAUAAACUAAUUUAAAUGAAGUUUCAUUGACAAUAAUAAUGUAUUAUUAUUUAUUUUUAAGAAGUGUCUUUUUUUGUUUUUACUUACUUAUUUUGUUAUCAAAUUUGUGAAUAUUAUCUAUAUAUCAAAUAUAAUUUAUAAUGUGCAUUAAUUUUAGACGUUUUAAUGAAGUUAUAAAACGUCUGAUUUGAGAUGGUUUAUUUUAUUAUUUUUAAAUUAAUUAUUAUUACUCUUUUGUUUAAUUAAUUUAUAAAACAAAUUUCCCAUUUUUAUAGGUAUCUUUAUAGGUUAUCUACCUAGUAAAAUAAAUUGUUUUGACAUUCGGGUCUUAAAAUUAAACAAUUAAAUGUUAAUAGGUAAUGAAUAUUUAAAAUAGUUUUUAUAAUUUUGGUAAAACCAAAAGAGUAAGGCAAUCAUAUUGUUAGUGGUUAAUUUUGUGUACUUAGAAAAAUAUUUAUAAUCAUUGUAAAAAGACAUUAACUUGUGAUUUAUUGUCUUAUUAGAAUAAUCAAUGUAAAUAUUAGGUAAAUAUUAUACAGUUGUUGUCAUUUUUUAUUAUAUAUAGGUAUAUAUUAUAUAUUAUGUUUAGCUAGAGUAUAUUUUUAUAAUAUUAAUUUAAUUGAAUAUUCAAUAAUUAAAUGACAUUUUAUGAUACAAUUUUUACUAUGCAGUUUGAAAUAAUAUAUCAUCUAAACAAAAAAAUAUAUAUAGAUUUACAUUAAUUAUUUUAUAAAACAAUUCUGUAAAAUGGGUACCUUAAUAGUUAGAUAUAUCAUUAUUUUUAUGUUUAAUUUUUCCUUUCAAUUUACAAUUCAUCAUUUAAAAUUUUAAUAUGUACAUAUUAUUUAGUAUAUAGGCACUUCAAAUUUAACACUUUUAACUCAAUUGAAAGAUUUAUAUAAAAUAAAAGAUAUUAAUCAUUUAUAUAAUAUUUAAUUAGGUAGGUAGAUAAUGCAUUUUAAGAAAAAUAUAUUAUUAUUAUCUGCAUCCAUCAAUAUAUUAUAAUUAGUAAAAUAUAUUGUUAUAUAACGAAUAGUAAAUUAAAUUAAAUUGUUUGACUUAGUUAUAGAAUCUAAAUUAGAGGUAGGUAUAUAUGUAUAUCUAUUUACAUCAAGAUAAGUAAUAUUAUAAUAAUAUCAUAAAAUUGUAACUACUUAUUAACAUUUUACUAGCUAAUUGUAUUGUUAUUAUUAUGUAAACC